AUGUCUUCCGGCUACGGUCUCAAUGGAGGACCAUCGAGGUGCUUUCCCUUCUGGCAAGAGGUUCUAGCUUGCUACGUCGUUAAUACCACGAACGAUGACGAUUCAGGGAAGAAGAAGUGUGCGCCGGUGUUGGAGGACUACUAUGAGUGCCUACAUCACCAGAAGGAGGCCUCAAGAGUACGAUCGCUUCAACAAGCAUACAGGAAAGCUGCGGCUGCGAACCCUCGAGACGAUGCACCAAAGGCCGGCGCGAUCAGGAACCUGGGACUGAUAGACAAGGAAGAGGAUACCAAGGCUGUGCUGGGCAAGUGA
This is a messenger RNA of Drepanopeziza brunnea f. sp. 'multigermtubi' MB_m1, 312 nucleotides long. RefSeq lists its product as uncharacterized. Gene Ontology annotation, biological process: mitochondrial respiratory chain complex I assembly. Lineage: Eukaryota; Fungi; Ascomycota; Leotiomycetes; Helotiales; Drepanopezizaceae. The record is from RefSeq and is a predicted model, not a curated record.